Messenger RNA from Truncatella angustata, 2210 nucleotides. Its product is annotated as autophagy-related protein 17. NCBI's taxonomy places the organism in Eukaryota, Fungi, Ascomycota, Sordariomycetes, Amphisphaeriales, Sporocadaceae. Bases 240 to 1766 code for a protein of 508 amino acids. The record is from RefSeq and is a predicted model, not a curated record. Gene Ontology annotation, molecular function: molecular adaptor activity; protein kinase activator activity. The transcript is spliced from 2 exons. Gene Ontology annotation, biological process: piecemeal microautophagy of the nucleus; autophagy of peroxisome; autophagy of mitochondrion. Gene Ontology annotation, cellular component: phagophore assembly site; Atg1/ULK1 kinase complex.
GUCUCUAACUUCAAGUCUUGCCGAUCCCCAAGGAAGGCUGCACUGACGUGUUGAGCUUCCAAGUGAGCUCAACCUCGAUGAAUUUAGCUUUUCUCUUCUUAUCUCGCAACCCUUUUCCCCAACUCGAAUAAACCUAGAUAUCAUCAGAAGCGACCAUGUAGCCCUUGCGGCGUCGUCGCUGGCCAUUCUUCGCUUCGAGAUAUUGAAUAUAGUCUCAAGUUCCAGAUAGUACUAUCACCAUGGCGUCCCCUUCAUCCGCAGCCUCGUCAUCUCCACGGGGCUCCCCCCCAUCUUCACCGCAUGGCGACCACCAAGACGCCGAUUCCACCCCCGUCGAGACCCUCGUUCAGCAUUUGCUUGAAGCUAAGCGGUCGCUAUCAUCCAUGGGCCAGGUCCUACGGGCAAACGAGAUCGUGACAGCAGCUCGACAAGCCCACACGGAAUCCGUCAUCCUCGGAGCCCAGGCCCAGUUCCUGCGUCGCGGCAUCAACGACCAGAUCCGCCUGCUCCUGAGAGCCCGCCGUAGCAUGAACAGAACCUAUGACAGCGGCAAGCGCGAGUUCAAACAAGUCAUCAAGAAUCUCGAUGUCGCAAACGGCCAGUUGGAAACUACCAUGGCGGUCCUGACGGAACAGACUGUCGAAAGCGCCUUCAGGCCGAGAGGUGAGGACAGAAAGAAUCUGCUGGACUUUGUAGAUGUGGUCCAGGUCGACACGAUGCACAGUGCCUUGAAAGACAACAUCGCCGCACUACAGAGUACACAGACUUCAUUCGACGGUGAUCUGUUACGAUUCGAUACCGAUCUUCGGACGCUCAACAAGACCAUCUCCUCCGCGCCUUCGCCGCCGUCACCCUCUGCCUCCAACGCCUACCCUCCUGUCCCGCUUCUGUUGGCAUCUCUGAUGGAGAGCUCUCAUGAGAUGGCUGAGCUCCUGGCCUCUCUCACGACCCAUUUCGAUCUCUGCGUCACUGCUGUGCGGAUGACCGACGGAGGUGCAGCUUUGGCAAGAAGGAAAGCCGCAGAAGCAUCGCAAUCCCAAGGCGAUGUCAAUGCUGUCUCCAUAUCCGGUGUCAUUGCGGAACAAGAGUCACACAUGGCCGACGAAGACCCAAUCUCCGCAGAAGAGCGCACGGGAAUGCUCCAGAUCGUUGUGCAGGACGCCUCCGAGGUGCCUGACGUGGUCCAAGAGAUCAACGAACGGCUUAGUAGCAUGGAAGAAGAGUAUUGCCACUUGGUCGAACAGACCGAUCAAGUGAAGGCUACCUAUACAACGACCAUCGAUGCCUUUCGAGUGCUUGAAGACAUUGGGACCCGAUUCCGAAGUUACAUCGCCGCCGAAACCGAGUUCCGCGAGCGGUGGGUUGCAGAGCAUGAUACUAUCAGUAUCAAGAUGGACGAGAUGGAGGAGCUAAGGCUAUUCUACGAGAACUACGCCAAUGCAUACGACAGCCUGCUUUUGGAAGUUGAGCGACGAAGAGCACAAGAAGAGCGAGUCCUAAGUGUCUGGCGGAAAGCCAAGGAUAGUGUGGACAAGAUUAUUGAAGCGGACCGGAAACAACGGGAGACGUUCAGGCAUGAUGUUGCCGAGUACAUACCUACCGAUUUGUGGCCGGGAAUGGACGGUCCCAUCAAGAGGUGGGAAGUUUUACCAGUUGCAAACGGCCCAAAUGAAGAGGGUGGAUCUACUAGUACACCGGCGCUUGACAAGAGUACUGUGCAGGCUGCUGCUGCGAGGCUUGGGCGUAAUUUGGGCGAUCGGCAAUGAUGAGGGCGUAUCUGCAUGCAUUGGGCUUAUUAGCAGGCGUUGUGGUCCAGUCACAACUUGACUCCUAUGGCGUUGGGAUAUUGGUGUUAUGUGAGUUAUGUACAGGUCGUCUCUGUUUUUGUGUCUUGGUAGGGUUGGAUCGCUUGUUUAUGGUUCGGUUGCACUCCAAUUCAAGAAGUUUCGCCUCAUAAUUGAUUAUAGUUGAAGCCGAUAAAUUCAUUGCAAACGCACACACUCAAAGAAGAACUCGGACAAUUUCAAGGACGAAGAGACCCUAGACUUUGUGGUUCAGAGUGUGGGGCUCUCGAUACUUGAGAAACAUGAUGCGUGAAAGAAGCAUUAAUUUCCAGCAAACAACCAAGUGCAUCUCAAUCAGUAUGUAGCGAGUACGUGGUGAGUAACCAGCUAAAUAAUACAUACAUAUAUUGAGUGGUGAAUCUGGUC